Cutaneotrichosporon cavernicola is the source of this 1203-nucleotide messenger RNA. RefSeq lists its product as uncharacterized. Gene Ontology annotation, cellular component: cytosol. The record is from RefSeq and is a predicted model, not a curated record. Bases 1 to 1203 code for a protein of 400 amino acids. The transcript has a single exon. Gene Ontology annotation, molecular function: UDP-glucose 4-epimerase activity. Gene Ontology annotation, biological process: beta-D-galactose catabolic process via UDP-galactose, Leloir pathway. Lineage: Eukaryota; Fungi; Basidiomycota; Tremellomycetes; Trichosporonales; Trichosporonaceae.
AUGGCCCUCUACUCCCCCUCGUCGUCCUCUGUCGCCUCCUUAUCGGAAGUCUCCACCGCCCCGACCACCCCGGUCGCCGGUGAGGGUCCUUCGGGCCCCCCCUACGUCCUCGUACUGGGCGGCCUCGGCUUCAUUGGGUCGCACACGGCCCUCGAGCUGCUCAAGGCCGGCCACAACGUCGUCAUCGUCGACGACCUCUCCAACUCGUUCUCAAACGUCCAGAACUCGAUCCGCGAGGCGGCCACUCUCUCGUGCUCCGCCACAGGGCAGACAAUGCCCUCGCUCAAGUUCCACGAGAUGGACUACUGCUCGCCGGGUCUCGCCCUCGUGCUCGAAAGCUACAACAUCAGCGGCGUCAUCCACUUUGCCGCGUUCAAGAGCGUCAGCGAGAGCAUCGCCUCGCCCCUCGACUACUACAUGAACAACGUGUGCGGCCUCGUGUCGCUCCUCAAGCUCCUCGGCUCGUACGGCAUCAAAAAGUUUGUCUUUUCGUCCUCGGCCACCGUAUAUGGCACCAAGGCCGAGCAGGGCAUCCCACUGCGCGAGGAGGACGUUGUGCACCACCCGCUCACGUACGAGCGCGACGGCGAGACCGUCACUGCUAUCCCUGGCGCCAUGGGCCUCACCUCCCCCUACGGCCGCAGCAAGUACUUUGGCGAAGCCAUCCUGGCCGACCUCGCGUACUCGGACCCGAGCUGGAACAUUCUCGCCCUGCGUUACUUCAACCCGAUCGGAUGCGAUGCCAGUGGCCUCCUCGGCGAGGACCCCCGUGGUGUCCCCACCAAUCUCUUCCCCGUCCUCGCCCAGGUCCUCACCGGCGACCGCCCGCAGCUCGAGAUUUUCGGCAGCGACUGGGACACCCGCGACGGCACGGCCGUGCGCGACUUUAUCCACGUCUCGGACCUCGCCAGGGGCCACAUUGCCGCGCUCGACGCCAAGGUGGACGAGCCCUUCCGUACCUUCAACCUGGGCACCGGCACCGGAACCACAGUCUCGGAGGCUCUCGGCGCGCUCGAGGCUGCCAGCGGCCGCCCCAUCCCCGCCGUGCGCGCGCCUCGGCGCGAGGGCGACGUGGGCUCGUGUGUCGCCGCCAACUCGCGUGCCACCACCGAGCUGGGGUGGAGCACGACCGAGAGCCUGCGGCAGAGCGCACGUGAUCUGUGGGGCUUUGUGUCCCGUGUCCGUGCCAUCCGUGCGAUCUGA